AUGUCGACAUCAAUAUUAUCCACUAUUCAAAGUCAACUUAAUUUUUAUUGUUACUUAAUUCCUAUGAUUUUAGGAAAUGUUGGUAAUAUAUUUAUCAUCAUACUUUUUACUCGGCAACGAAAAAAUGCAUGUUCAAUUUAUUUAAUCAGUUCAGCUAUAGUGAAUAAUAUUUAUUUAAUAUUUACUGGUUAUGCUCAAAUAUUUCCUUUUUACUAUGCUGAUCAAACAACACGCGCAUUUUUUUUAUGUAAAAUACGUUCAUACAUACCAAGUGUCCUUGGGCUAUUAACUAAAACAUUAAUUGCAUUUGCAUGUAUUGAUCGUUUUAUGGUUACAAACAAGCGUGCUAGUUUUCGUGCAUUAAGUACACGUAGAAAAGCAAAAUCUCUUAUCUUUUUUUCUAUUUUAUUUUGGCCAGUUUGUAACAGUCAUAUUGCAAUAAUGACAACAAUUAUCAAUGGACAAUGUGGUCAAUUUGGUACUUAUUCAACAAUUUUUACUAUUUAUAUAAUAAUACUUGUUGGUUUAAUUCCACCCAUCAUAUUGGGCUUAUUUGGCUAUUUAACAUAUCAAAAUAUGAUACAAAGAUAUGUUCGUGUUCAACCAGCUGUGCGUACCGUAAUUAAUGCCCAUAAUUGUAUUCGACGACGAGAUCGAGAGUUAUUAAUUAUUGUCAUUUAUGAAAUACUUUUCUAUGUUAUUACAGCAACUCCAUAUCCCUUUAUUCUCUUAGAAAUGAUGAUAAGCCGAUAUAUAAUAUCAAAUAAAAGUAUUCAAUAUUUACAAAUUGAAAGUUUUAUACUUAGUAUUGCAUUUAUAUUACUAUAUCUCAAUUUUGCUGCACCUUAUUAUAUUUAUCUGAUGGCAUCAAAAGCAUUUCGUCGAGAUUUCAAACGAUUAAUUAUAAGUAUUUAUCCAAAAUUAAGAAGACAACCAAUCAUGCCAACUGUUUCUGGAACAACACAUCAUAUGUUUACAUAA
Rotaria sp. Silwood1 is the source of this 981-nucleotide messenger RNA. NCBI's taxonomy places the organism in Eukaryota, Metazoa, Rotifera, Eurotatoria, Philodinida, Philodinidae. The record is from the annotation of a GenBank genome assembly.